Messenger RNA from Podarcis lilfordi (Lilford's wall lizard), 28692 nucleotides. The record is from the annotation of a GenBank genome assembly. Lineage: Eukaryota; Metazoa; Chordata; Lepidosauria; Squamata; Lacertidae.
GAGCAUCCUCCUCCCUCCUCCUCCCCACAUCUGGCGGGCACGAGGCGGCGUGGGGACGGGGCGAGGCGUGGCCAGGCGGGGAGCGCUUUGCAGGAGCCCCCGCACCUCUCCGGAGCCCGGGAAGCAGCCAAGAGGCGCCCCCUCCUCCCGGGUAGGGCUUCAGCAGCAUCAUCAUCAUCUUCAUCCUUCGCAAGCGGCCAGCCCCGGUCCAGCCUCCCCCCUCCCUCCGAGAUGGAUGCUGUUCGCAAGCAGGCGAUGCCCGAUCUCCUCUUGCUCCUGCUGGCCGGUGAGUCCGGGGGGGGGGGGGCGCAGAGCCGCUUGGACUUCCUUUCCUUGGGGGGGGGGGAGAAGCUUUUGCUGGGCCUGGUGGGUCGGAAGGAGAAGGGUGGGGGUCUGUGGGGAGGGGCUGGGGGCGGCUCGAUUGCGCGCGCCCCUUCCCGCCCUUGGCAAGGCAGCCCAAGCCUUCAUUGUUGCAUCCUCAGCCAGAAACGGCGCGCGCAGGGACUGGGUGGGUGGGGGCCCCCUCAACUGGUCCCCCCCCCCGGUUCUGCUUGCAAAAAGAGGGUGGUUUGCAAUCCUGCUUUCCUUAUGAGCGCCGCCCUCGAAGACUUUGAUCUCGCCAGGCAUUGCGGGGAGCGGAGCGCGGAGACUCCCCUUUGCAUUUUAUGCUGGGGGGGCUGGGGCGAAAUCUUGUGCAAUUUCUCGUGCAUUCUGGUAAAGAAGUCGGGGGGCGCGCGGGGGCGUUGUUAGUGGCGUGGCUGCAUCCGAUUUCAUUUUCUGUCUCUUUAUCUCCACCCCCCCCGCCAAGUACAAAGCGUCUUGUCUUGGAACAGCAGAAAUGCCAUUUAUUUUCCUUUGACACAUUUCAAGGCUCCUAGAAAAAAGAUCUUUCCAUCCAGGCCUGACUCAGCCAGGCUGCGAGGUUUCGGUUUUUGUUGAAUGGAACCGGAAAAAAAAGGGGGGGGGGAGAGAGAGCUAGAAGCAUUUACUGGCUUGGAAGGUUUUCAGGAGACGGGGGUGCAGAAUGUGGUUCCUAUCAGCCUUUUGGUGGGUUUUGGGAAUUGCUGGCCUGCCAGGAUUUUGCAAACGCCUCUCCCAGACCUGCUUGACUGACGCCCGCCGCCCUCCCCAGCCGCCUGAUAAACCCCCAACCUAAUCUAGGAGUUUUGGAGGGACAUCUGGCAGGAUUUGGAGGAGGGGGGGUGGACAGAUGGAAAGAGAAAGGGGGGGUUCUGCUUGGCAAAAUGCGCAGGAGGGGGCGGGGAAGACUCAGGUUCUGUCAGCUCGCUCAGCAAAUAUGAUUAUUAAUAACAAUUAUCUUGUAAUUUAUGAACUGCUUUUCGCACUAAGAUCCCUGGGGUUUUUUUGGGGGGGGGGGUUGCAACGAUUCCAGAACAACCAGUUCUGGGCGCCCCAAUUUAAAAAGGACAUGGACAAGCUGGAAAAUAAGAAUGCAAGAAGAGGUUGCUGGAUGAGGCCAGUGGCCCCCCCCCCCAGCUCAGCAUCCUCUUCUCACAGUAGCUGAACAGUUCGUAGAAUUGUAGAGUUGGAAAGGACCCCCAGAGUCAUCUAGACCACCCCCCUGCAGUCCUGUGGGAAGCCAGCGAGUAGGAUUGGAGCACCAAAACGCCCUUCCCUCCGGCUGUUUCCAGUGGCUGUCAUCCAGAAAAAUUGCUGCCUCUGCCUUUGGAGGCUGAGUAUUGUGGCUAGUGGUCCUCAAUAGCCCUCUCCUCCUCCGUGAAUUUCUCUCCUAAUCCUCUUUCAAAGCCACCAUUGCCUCCUGUGGGAUUCUAGGAAUAGAGUGGCAUUGGAACCAGGGUGCGGGUUUAAUAGAUUUAAUAGAUUUAGAGACCCUUAUCCUGAUGGGGUGGUGCUGUGGGUUAAACCACUGAGCCUAGGGCUUGCUGAUCAGAAGGUAGGCGGUUCGAAUCCCCGCGAUGGGGUGAGCUCCUGUUGCUCCUGCCAACCUAGCAGUUCGAAAGCGUGUCAAAGUGCAAGUAGAUAAAUAGGUACCACUCCGGCGGGAAGGUAAACGGCGUUUCCGUGCGCUGCUCUGGUUCACCAGAGUCAUGCUGUCCACAUGACCCGGAAGCUGUACCUGGCUCCCUCGGCCAGGAAAGCGAGAUGAGCGCCGCAACCCCAGAGUUGGGCACAACUGGACCUAAUGGUCAGGGGUCCCUUUUCCUUUACCUAUUAUCAAGAUGAUCAAGGGUCUGGGAACGAUGCCUCAUGAAGAAUGGUUGAGGGAGGCUCAGAAAUCCCCAACCCCCGCCCUGGCCCAAAUCUCCAUUUCUAGCCUCUACCCUGACACUGCUUCUCAUCAUCUUAAAAAUCCUUAUUCACACCAACCCUGAAAAAAGUAUUGCAUGCCUAUAUUAUUUAUUUAUUGCAUAGUAUUUACGCAGCUCUUUGUUGUGAAACCUCAACAACCUCAUAGUAGUUCACAAAAAUCAAUGGUUCCCCCCCAAAAAAAAACACUAUAGAGUACUUUAAAAUGUGCAAAAAAUUAAAAUUCUAAAACAGAUUAAAAUUAGCACCAGCAUUUCUCUGGGCAGGCUUGACUAAGCAAGAAUGUUUUUAGCGUGUGCCAAAAAGAUUCGUUGAAGGUGCCUGUCUGCCUGAUAUCAAUAGGCAGGGAGUUCCAAAGUGUGUCUUAUGGGAAGGAAAGAGAGACAGGGCUGCCAGAUUUCCUGGCUUGCAGCAACUCAGCUGCUAAAUAAGAUUCUUAUUUAGUUAUUUAUCCUGAGCCAUUAAUGUGCACUGCUCUUCACAGGAAUAAUUCCUCAUGGACCACUUUCUUCCUGUCACCGACUGGGGCUCUUGCAAAAAUUCUUUAUGUACAGUGAAUUUUAUCCACAGUAGAGAACAAGCAAAAAGAGAGGUCUCUGCCCUGAGGUGCUUCCAAUUUAAGGGUGGGGAGGAGAGGCAGCAGGAGGAGAUGAAAGAAAGAAUCACUAGGGGAGGGGGAGAGAGGAGUCCCGUUAUUCUGUUGCAGAAAUUUGUCAUUAAAAGGUCGUGUGACAGCUUGGAAUGGCUGCAGGAGGAAGCUGUCAGUCAGGGCCAGCCCUGGAAUCAGAUGCAAGUCACGAGGCGGCCUGGGGGGCAGUGCCCCAUUGCCCCAUGAGCCAGCUCCCCCUAUUUGCAUCUAUCUACAUAUAUGCAAAGCAGCAGAUGCAAAGCUGAGGCAAAUUGGUGCCACUGGAUUCCUUGCAGAGGCUUUCGAUUUAUAGAUUUGGAAAAAAGUACUGUACCUAGCAACAGCUCACGUUUCCUUUCCUUAUUUCCACAAGCAGACAUUUCCUGGGGAGUUGCAGCCUGUUUAUUUAUAAAUGGCAUUUCUGUCCCACCUUCCCGCCCCCAAGAACCCCAAGUGGUGCCAACGGUUCUCUCCCUGCCUCCUCAUUUAAUCUGCACGACAACCCUGCGAGGUGGGUGAGGCUGCGAAAGGCAGGUCACACUCCGAGAGAGCAGGGAUCCCUACCCUCGUCUCUCCCAGAUCCUGGCCUGAUACCCUGACCACUGGGCCACGCUGCCUCUUAAUAAACCCGAGGACGGCCUCUUCCUUUCAUGCCCUGUCUGCUUUGCAGUCUGGAGUCACGCUGGGGUCUGCGGUGCCUGGGAGGGGAGGGGACUGAGGUGGGCUGACCUAGAUCUUGCCUGCUGCCCACGUGGUGCCCCAGAAGUGGGUCUCUGCCUUUGCAACUCCUCUCCAGAGAAGAAGGCAGUUUUGUUGUUCUCCUUGGCCUGCUGCUGCUGCUGCUGUUUGUCUCCUUUGCUGUGCUUGUGCAUAAUCACGUGCAGAGUUCUGCGACCAUCGCCUUGUGCAUCCAGGAGCAGGAACCGUCAGGAAACGCUCUUGCUCCUGUUAACAGAGAAAUCUGAGGGCUCCCUUGGACAAAAAACAAGGACACCAGCCAGGAAAAUUGGAGCAAAACAGCAGCCAGUAGGCUUGGUCUUUCUUGAAGACUGUCGCGACAGGACUCCCACCUGCCACAAGAUGGAAGCCCCAAACAAAAGAGCCCCCAAACUUUUAUUAGCUGCUAAUCCCCAUGUUACACCCCCCACAAACUACAUCACGGUUACAUCACAAAAGGAGAGGUCUGGUGGCCGUAAUCUGAGCAUCCUGGACCCUGCCCCAUGGUUCCCCUUGCCCUCCACCAAACACCCAUCAAGUGGAACAAAAGAGAUCUUUACAUUUCCCUCUUUCCCAGCCACGUUAAUCCCACCCUUUGGUCUUCAUCUGGGUUGGUUAUUCCUGGACUGGCUACCUGUCUGGCACUCAGGUAUCAGGAUGCCAGGGAUUAUCCCUCAGGCAGAGGGGCUACUGAGGAGCUGAGCUCACCUGUCUAUAGGAUUUUCUGAAGUUUUCCCAGUGAGCCAGUACAGAGACACAUUUAUCAGUGAAUUCUUACAUUUGGUAUCGUGCAGCAAAGGCCCUUUGAAUAGAUAGGAAGAAACUGUGAUGAAGCGUUUUGUGGGGACAAAUCACAAAAGUCACAAAAGUGAUUGUGCUGAUUCUGGUAGUGGGCUGCAUGUGCAUGAGAUCUGCUGGAGGGGCACCCCCCCAAACCUAUACAUAAAUUCCUGCAACACUCCCAAUCCACGGCCUGGAGAUUUCUGUAAUCAACAGGCUGAUUUGUUUGUUGCCGGGAAGAGAAUCCUCUUGCCCCAGUUGCCAGGGGGAGGGAAGGAGCCCCAUCCCCUCUGGGACAGCCCUUCCCCGCCUCUGGGUUCCCCAGCAGACUCAUUUGGCUUAAUGAGUCUGUUAUGGAAUUAAGGGCCGGUUGGUAUUUUUCUCUCUCUCCUCCCGGCUUGGGGAGACUGGACCUGAUUCCCAGCUGAGCUGAAUUGCAGAGAACUGCUUUUGUUUUCCAGCUCUUGAAAAUUAUUCCGCACACUGAGGUCCUCUUGAACACCCCACAUUCACCGAGUGAGAUCGGGGUGUCAUAUUUUAACAUGCUCUUUCCCACAUAAACUACGGGACAAGGAUAACUCUGACUUUAAACAUGAAUGGGAACCUUUUACAAAGUACCGUAUUUCGCUCUAUAAGAUGCACCAGACCACAAGACGCACCUAGUUUUUGGAGGAGGAAAACAAGAAGAAAAAAUAUUCUGAAUCUCAGAAGCCAGAACAGCGAGAGGGAUUGCUGCAAUCCCUCUUGCUGUUCUGGCUUCUGGGAUAGCUGUGCAGCCUGCAUUCGCUCCAUAAGACGCACACACAUUCCCCCUUACUUACUAGGAGGGGAAAGGUGCGGCUUAUAGAGCGAAAAAUACGGUACUUAAAGAUGCAACAAAGUGAAUUGGACUUUUUAUUGAUAACAGCUAGACAAAUUAAGGAUCUAUACAAAUCUGUAACAUGCAGAGAAUAGCAUUCAUAGAGAAACCAGAGACUGGGACUGAGGGAAGUCGGGGGUGGGGAGGUGGGUUGUUUUAUGGGAGGGAGGGGGGGAAAUGGGGGUGGGAAUUAAGGAUGAUAUGUUUUAAGAUACAGUGGUACCUUGGGUUACAUACGCUUCAGGUUACACACUCCACUAACACAGAAAUAGUGCUUCAGGUUAAGAACUUUGCUUCAGGAUGAGAACAGAAAUUGUGUGGCGGCGGCAGCACGAGGCCCCAUUAGCUAAAGCGGUGCUUCAGGUUAAGAACAGUUUCAGGUUAAGAACAGACCUCUGGAGCGAAUUAAGUACUUAACCCGAGGUACCACUGUAACAUGUUUUGUUUAAAUUUGUAAUAACAAAAUUACCGGUAUUUUAAAAAACCAUGCUCUUUCCAGUGCAUCUUCCGGGCGGGGGGGGUUUUUCGAUGCCCAGCCUUAACCCACUACAACGCCCCCCACCCCCGCUUACAUUCACAGAAGUGUGGGGAUGGAAGGGAGACCCCAAGCGCCAUCUAGUCCGAGCUCAACAUGAGCCAGUAGUGUGAUGAAGCAGCAAAAAAGGCCAAGGCUAUUCUAGGCCAGAUCAAUGGAAGUGAUAGCACUGCUCUAGUCUGCCUUGGCCAGACCCGACCUGGAAUCCAGGGUCCAGUUCUGGGCGCCCCAGUUUAAGAAGGAUAUCGACAAGCUGGCACAUGUGCAGAGGAGGGCGACUGAGAUGGCCAAGGGUCUGGUUGAGGGAGAUGGGGAUUUUUAGCCUGGUUUCCAGACCUUUGAAAGGGUCCUUCUGAUCGGCAAGUCCUAGGCUCUGUAGUUUAACCCACAGGGCCACCCGUGUCCCAGAUCAUAGGUAGAUAGCUUUAAUUCUGUGGUCUAAACCACUGAGCCUCUUGGGCUUGCUGAUAAGAAGGUCGGCAGUUCGAAUCCCUGCGAGGGGGUGAGCUCCCGUUGCUCUGUCCCUGCUCCUGCCAACCUAGCAGUUCGAAAGCACACCAGUGCAAGUAGAUAAAUAGGUACCACUGCGGUGGGAAGGUAAUCAGCGUUUCCAUGCGCUCUGGUUUCUGUCAUGGUGUUCUGUUGUGUCAGAAGCAGUUUAGUCCUGCUGGCCACAUGACCCGGAAAGCUGUCUACGGACAAACACCAACUUCCUCGGCCUGAAAGUGUGAUGAGCGCCGCAACCCCAGAGUCGCCUUUGACUGGACUCAGCCGUCCAGGGGUCCUUUACCUUCAAUUCUAUUAAUGUUUCUUGUUUUUAAUGAAUGUUUCUUCUUAUUCCUCCUGUGUUUUUUAGCUGUUCUUAUUUUAUCUGUUAGCAGCCGUGAGUCCCUGGCAGAGAAAAAAGAUGGGGUAUAAACAAACAAAAUGAUUCCAACUAAACAUUUUAGGCAGAGCUAUCUGACGGCAAGAGUUGUUUGACAGUGGAAGUGUCUUCCUCGGAAGGUGAUCGACUCUCCUUGCCUGGAGGUUUUAAAGCAGAGGUCCCCGUCAGGGAUGCUUUAGCUGUGAGUAAACUCAUCAACAACCAGCAAACAAACAAGAAGAAGCAUCUGUUGUGUAGAUGGGAGGCGGUGCUUUGUUACCCGGAGUUACUUCUUGUAGGAAAGCCCCACCGCACUCAAAAAAAUAAUAAAUCGGAUUGCAAGAAGUUUUGGGAGGAGGACUAUGCAAAAUAUUGCAGAGAAGAUUAUGAAGAGAAUUGUUAGUUAAGGACAAUUAAAAGUAAUAAGGAAAUUAAGAAGUGUAGAUUAAGUGAUAAAGAUGGAAAAACCUUCAGAUAUGGUUGAUGGAAGUUUAAAACACUGUAUAAGAUAAGAAAUUAUGUUAUAUGUCGUUUAAAGUUUAGUCCCAAUAUAUAUCCAAUAUUUAAUCCAAUUAUCAUGAAAUUUCUGUUCAUCUUGAUCUCUUAUUCUUCCUGUUAUUCUAGCGAGCUCGGCAUAAUUUGUUAAUUUAAUCUGCCAAUCACUUAUAUUAGGUAUGGCGUCCGUUUUCCAAUUUUGUGCUAACAUGAUUCUUGCGGCUGUUGUGGCAUAUAAAAAUAGUACCUUAUCUUCUUUUUUAAUUUCUUUACCUGUCAUUCCUAGCAGAAAGGCUUCGGGUUUUUUGGGAAAUGUGUAUUUAAAAAAUUUUUUAAGCUCGUUAUAAAUCGAUUCCCAAAAGCCUUUCACUUUGCUUCAUAACCACCACAUAUGGUAGAAGUCACCAUCUACUUCUCCACAUUUCCAACAUCUUUUGUUCUUUAACCUAUAGAUCUUAGCCAGUUUCACUGGUGUGAGGUACCACCUAAAUAUCAUUUUCCACAUAUUUUCCCUUAAUGCCAUACAUGCCGUGAACUUCAUGUUAAUAUUCCAUAAUUCUAGCCAUCUCUCAAAAUCGAUGUUAUAGCCGAUGUCUAUUGCCCACUUAGUCAUAACCUCCUUCACCUCCUGGUCUUUUGUAUACCACUCCAAUAAAAUAUCGUAUAUUCUAGGCAGUAUUUUGUUCUUUCCUUCAACAACUUCCACAUUGAAUUUGGAUUUUUUAUCUUCGAAUCCUAUUUUCUUUUUAUCUUCUUUUAACAGGUCAUUUACCUGGUGGUAUUGCAGCCACCCAGUAAAUGAGUUUUUAAUCUCUUCAUAGGGUCUAAGUUUUAUACCUUGAUCCGUUUUCCUAGUCAGUUCUUCAUAGGUAGGAUUCUUCCCUUCCAUAUUAACUUUUUUGACUGUUAACACCUCUGUUGGUGAGAUCCACCAGGGUGUCUUCCUUUCCAAUAGGUUUUUAUUUCUUUCCCAUACUUGGAAUAUUGGCCCUCUAAAAAUAUGGUUUAAAAGCCUCUAUGUACUUUCACCUUUUCAUACCACAGGUACGAGUGCCACCCGUACCUGUUAUCGAAGCCUUCAAGAUCCAAGACGUCUCUGUUUUCUAGCGUUAUCCAGUCUUUCAACCACGAUAAACACGCCGCCUCAUAGUAUAAACAUCAGUCCGGAAGGAGAAACCCCCUCUUUCUUUUUAUCUACCAGUAUUUUCAUUUUUAUUCGUGGUCUUUUUCCCUGCCAGAUGUAUCUCGCCAAGGCUCUUUGCCAUUCUUUACAUUGCUUUAAACCUUUAAGUACCGGGAUGGUUUGAAAUAAAAAUAACAUUCUAGGCAAAACGUUCAUUUUAAUAACCGCUAUCCUCCCCAAAAAAGAUAAUCUCAUUCUCUCCCAGAUUUCUAAGUCUUUCUUAAUGUUCUUCCAGGUGACCUCAUAGUUAUCCUUAUAUAGAUUGAUGUUCUUAGCCGUAAUCCAGACUCCAAGGUACUUCACCUUUUUUGCCGUCAUAAUUCCGGUUUUUUGUUCUAGGUCUACUAUAUCUUCUUUAGACACUGGCGGGAUUGGAAUAACUCUAACAGUAAAAGGUUAUUAUGUAAAAGAGAUAAAAUACGUGAAUAUAAAGUCUAUUUGAUACUUACCAAAGGAGUGGAAGGAAGUUCAAGGCUUGGCAGAGCCUAAAAUAAAUGUAUUUAUGAUUUAUGGAAUGAAUAUAUUAUGUGUAAUUUAAGUAUUGGACUUUGUAUAAGUUUAUAUGUAUAUAUGUAUAAUACCAAUAAAAAUUUAUCAGUGGAAAAAAAAAAGAAAUUAUGUUAUAUGAUUGUUAGGAAUAUGUAAAAAAUAAUAAAAAUAUAUACAAAAAAAAAUAUAAAUUCCUCCCACCGCAAUUUCAACUGUUUCUACCCCUCUGGUGGAAUUAGCCGACACGACCUCUCAUAGCCCUGUUGCUGAAUUAACGGCUUUUUCCAGCUCUGCGUUUAAUCAUUAAAACAAUGAAGAUUACAGCUGAACUCUGCCUGAAACCCAGCCCUAUAAUUCGGUUUUCACACCCGACCAAAGGUCUGUCGUUACUUGUUUUUCCGUCUUCGCUUGGCUUGAUUUGCAUCCUGCCAAGCAGCUCAGGAUUUGACCCUCCCCCUUCGUCCUCAUGACAAACUUGCGAGGUAGGCUAGGCUUAGAGACUGUAAUUUAACUGAGGAGGAAUGGUUUUCAGAUAAGGGACUAGGCAGAAAAGGGCAAAGCUGACGGCGAAAUUAAGAGACCCAAAGGAUGAACUUUCUCUAGAAGAACAUGAACUAUUUUGAAAAGCAUUACAGUCAAAUGAAAUUGCAGGCAGCGUUGGAGAUAAAAGCAGCAAAUGAAAAAUGACAAAGUAAUUGCUAACAGAGGAACUUUGGGUAAUGGAUAAAGAGAUAAUGCAGUGGGAAAAGUUUGAGCAAAACACUGUGGAGACGAGGGUGGGAAAGUCAACUCACGAAACUAUGUAAUUCUUUGAUUUGAAGGUCAUUGCAAAAAACGUUUUGUAAUAAACGAAAAUCUGCCCUUAUUCCCUUAUGGGGGACCCAAGAGCCCUUAUAGAGUCCUUUGCAGGCUCUCCGUCGGUCGGAGAAAAUAACAGAGGCCAAGCAGAGAAUAUUGAGAAGCAAAGCAGCUUGUAAGCCUGAUCUUUAUUGAUCAGUUGCGACAGGGUGCUCCCCUCACCCGCAGGAGAAGGAGGAGGACCCAGAAUCCAGGUGUGCCCGCCCUUAUAUAGACAUUUUAAAUUGCCCGUCCAAGACCACCCCCAGGUACAUCAUACCUAUGUCAAAGAAAGGGCGGUCUACAACAUAAAUCUGAGUGUGUUGUUUAUCUCCUGUCUGGCAGGUUACCUGUUAAUGCUCACUUGAUUGGAUACCCUGGGGAGCCUGGCCAGUCUUUUGUAAUGAUAAAUACUUAGUUUCUGAGCCAGGUCACAGGCUCACACCCUAUUCAUACACAGACAUACCCUUAAGACAGGAUUUGUGAAGGAAAAGACAAUGAGGAGGCUUUUCCAUUUUCCUUCGACCUUGCAGAGAAAUCAUUUGGUCAGUUUGGUAGUCAAAAUGGUUUCAGGGCUGUUUUCCUGCGCUGCUUCAGACAUGUGGUUUAUAUAUUUAUGUACGUGUUUGCUUGGUACAUUUAUGAACAUUUAUUAUAUAUAUAAGACCUUUUUUUUAUUUCAGUUUGAAAAAUAUAAUUAAAUGAGAGAGAGAGAGAAAGAUAUUGUAAUUAGCCUGAGGUCACCCAAGUGUGUUUCCUCACCCAAGUGAGUGAAGAAUUAGGACCCUGUUCUAACCACAACUGCAGGGUUGGUCUGGAUGAGCCCUGGAGGACCCUCCCCUCCCUGCAGUUCUGCAAUGCCCACUGUUGCAGGAAUGUAUGUAUAGGUUGGGGGGGUUGCUCCUCCAGCAGAUAUCCUGCACAUGCAGCCCACUACCAAAACCAGCACAAUCCCUUUUGUGACUUGUCCCCGCAAAACACUUCAUCACAGUUUCUUCCUAUCUAUUCAAAGGGCCUUUGCUGCACAAUACCAAAUGUAAGAAUUCCCUGAUCAAUGUAUCUCUGUACUGGCUCACUGGGAAAACUUCAGAAAUUCAUCUAGACAUGUGAGCUCAGCUCCUCAGCAGCCCCUCUGCCUGAGUGAUAAUCCCUGGCAUCCUGAUACCUGAGUGCCAGACAGGUAGCCAUUCCAGAAAUAACAAACCCAGAUGAAGACCAAAGGGUGGGAUGAACUGGGCUGGGAAACAGGGAAAUGUAAAGAUCUCUUUUGUUCCACUUGCUGGGUGUUUGGUGGAGGGCAAGGGGAACCAUGGGGCAGGGUCCAGGAUGCUCAGAUUACGGCCACCAGACCUCCCCUUUCAUGAUGUAUGAGUGAUGUAGUGGGGGGGUGUAACACGGGGAUUAGCAGCUAAUAAAAGUUUGGGUUCUCUUUUGUUUGGGGCUUCCAUCUUGUUUCACCUGGUGGCAGGUGGGAGUCCUGUCGCGACCGUCUUCAAUAAAGACCAAGCCGACUGGCUGCUGUUUUGCUCUGGUAUUCCUGGCUGGUAUCCUUGUUUAUUGUCCAAGGGAGCCCUCAGAUUUCUCCGUUAACAGUGACUACCCAUCAGUGAUUUGUGAGCUGUGAUUCUUGCAUGUCAGGGGUUGGACUGGAUGACCCCUAGGGGACCCUCUCCUCUCCGCAGUCCAGCAAUGCCCUCUUCUCUUCUCUCCCCGCAGCCCUGAGCGCUGGCGCCCGGGAAGUCCACCUCCCUCCGGGGCCGUUGUACCGCGUGGAAGGGACGUCGGUCUCCAUCCCCUGCAACGUCUCGGAGUACGAGGGCCCCACCCUGCAGCACUUUGAGUGGUUCCUCUACCGCCCGUCGGCCCCCGACAUCUCCAUCGGAGUGGUCAGCACCAAGGACCCCAAGUUCCCUUACGCCGUCUUCGCGCCCCGGGUGCAGGCGGGCAAUGUCUCCAUCCAGCGGCUGCGGGGGGAUGCCGUGGCACUGCGGAUCAAGGGGGUGCGCCCGGAGGACGCGGGGGUCUACGAGUGCUACACCCCCACCACCGACUCCAAGUACCACGGGACGUACAGCAGCAAGGUGGAGCUGAGAGGUACGGCGGCGACGGAGGGGUGUCGGGGGGCAGAACUGAAAGGGGGGGGGAGAAAGUUGAAGACAGCGGAAGGGUAAGGAGAGUCAUUCUGGAUCGGCCAAAGGGGGCCAUUCCUAGCCCAGCCCCCUGUUCUCCCAGGGGUCAAAUUCCCCUUUGGUCUCAAGAGACAAUGGAGUGAAGUCAAAUCUCUGGAGAAUCACAGCACCUGCUGUGGCUGCAGAGACUGGUAUAAUAAUAAUAAUAAUAAUAAUAAUAAUAAUUAUGAUGAUGAUGCAGAGACUGGUAUAACAACAACAACAACAACAAACAACAACAACAAUAAUAACAAUUGUUGUUAUUAUUAUUAUUAUUAUUAUUAUUAUUAUUAUUAAAUGGUUUCCCCAGCCACUCUGGGCGGCUCCCAAUCGAAUAUUAAAAACACAAUACAGCAUUAAACAUUAAAAACUUCCCUGAACAGGGCUGCCUUCAGAUGUCUUCUAAAGGUCAGAUAGUUGUUUAUGCCUUUGACAUCUGGUGGGAGGGCGUUCCACAGGGCAGGUGCCACCACCAAAAAGGCCCUCUGCCUGGUUCCCUGUAACUUGGCUUCUUGCAGCAAGGGAACCACCAGAAGGCCCUCGGAGCUGGACCUCAGUGUCCGGGCAGAACAAUGGGGGUGGAGACGCUCCUUCAGGUCUACUGGGCCUUUGAGGCCGUUUAGGGCUUUCAAGGUCAGCAUUGUGCUCAGAAACUUACUGGGAGCCAGUGAAGAUCUUUCAGGACCUGCUGCCUCCUGCGUUGCUUUUGCUGUGUUGGCAGCACUGAAGUGACCCCUCCGGGGUGUAAGCCUGGUUGGUGGGUCUGGAGGUCCUGGGCUGCUCCGAUGACCAGGCCCCCCCUCCUCAGCCUCACUCGUCCAGAGGAAAGUGGAGCGAGACAUUUGGCACAUUGUGGCUGCAGGAGUUGCUGGAGGGAGGCAUACAAAAUGCCACGCAGCCGCCUUAGGGAUUUGUGUAAGGCCUACUCCCCAGCCAAAGAAGGCAGCAGGUUUGGAUUCUUUUCUCGGGGCUUGCACCCGAAGCCUUUCGCAUGAAUGUGUAUGGCUGCAAGGCAGGAGAGGUUUAGCAUCAGCGUUUUCCUCCUCAAAUUCCCCCAAGAACUUAGGAAUGUAGAUAGACUGCCACUGGGGCUGGAGGCUCCGCAAACGCGGCACCACGCUGGCUCUGAUGGGCAAGACUCUCCUGACGUUCCCAUGGCUCUGCUGUCCCUCCACGGAGGCAGGAAAUGCAGGGACUUGCAAGCGGGGAGAGUUGCGCUCCGGUUUUGGGCUUGCUUUUGGGCUUCCAGCUGGCCCUUGGCCUGAUCCAGUAGGCUCUUCCAGUGACCUAAUGGAACCUCCAGCUCCACAGGCAGUCUAUCUGGAUUCCUAGGUCCUGUGGGGUAUUUGGCCCCCAUGAGAACAGAGGGCUGGCCGAGAUGGCCUGACCCAGCAGCCUGACUUCCUUAGGCGCAGGAAAGUGCCUAUUUAAAUAUGCAAUACUAUGUUAAUUGAAGGUCAAAUCCUGUGAGCUUCGUGGCAGCCAUGCGUGAAUUCGAAUCCUGCUCUCUCCCGGUCCUGGUCCUCGUUGAAUCCCCUCGAAAACGACCCUGUGAGUUAGGCAAGCCCGAGAGAGGCUGUGACUGGCCCUGAGGGUCCUCAUCUGACACUCUAACCACUAGACCUCGCUGCCUCUGGGACCGAUUGUAGGAUGCAGGCACCUUCCGCGGUCAUCUGACGUGGAGGUUUAUUGCAUUAGCAAUGGUGAUUUCCCCCGAGGUCGCUGCUGUAUCUGUUGCUCCGCUAAUCCGUUUAGCGGCUGGGACGAGCAGAUGGCCUCUGAGUCUGGAGUUGUCUGCAGGCCAAGCUCUGCCGAGUGGGCAGCCCUGCGGGGCGGGCCGUGGGGGGGCGUGAGAGGAGGAGGGGGCCCCAUCUGGCUCCCCAUCUGAAGCCCCCACGUCCUCCUGGCAGCUAAAUCCAGAGAAGAAAUCUUUCUGGGGCUGGGAACUCCUGCCUCUGUUCAUUGCGGACCUUGGGUUUUUUUAAAAAAAUAGUAUUUUUAUUAAAGUAAAUUGUAUCCACCUCUCUUCUCUGUCCCUGCACCAAGAGCCAGUACAGUUAGACUGUGGAACUCCCUGCCACUGGAGGGAGUGCUGGCCAGCAGCCUAGAUGGCUUCAAAGAAGCCCAAAGUUUGGAUGAAUUAAUAAAGGAGAAGAGGGCUAUUAAGGCUACUAGCCAGAAUGACCUGCAAGAGAAGAGAGUGUUUCUCUUGUGUUCAGAUUCUGCUUGUGGGUUUCCUGUAAUGGGCGCCUGGUUGGCCACUGUGGGCACGAUAGUCUCCCUUGGGCCUGAUCCAGCAGACCCUUCUCAUGUCCUUCUGGAUAUCUUUCCCAGUCUGCUUCUGCACUGAAACUGGUUUCAAGAUGCUUUGAUGGCGUACUUAGCGCCCCUGGCUUCUUUGGGAGGGAGGACAGGAGAGAAAUUGAAUUUAAAAUGUAUUUUGUUUGUCUGUAAAAUGGAAGUGUGGAUGCGGGUGGUGCUGUGGGUUAAACCACAGAGCCUAGGGCUUGCCGAUCAGAAGGUUGGUGGUUCGAAUCCCCGUGAUGGGGUGAGCUCCCGUUGCUCAUUCCCAGCUCCUGCCAACCUAGCAGUUCGAAAGCACCCCAAAAAGUGCAAGUAGAUAAAUAGGUACUGCUCCGGCGGGAAGGUAAACGGCGUUUCCAUGCGCUGCUCUGGUUCGCCAGAAGAGGCUUAGUCCUGCUGGCCACAUGAGCCGGAAGCUGACCCUCGGCCAAUAAAGUGAGAUGAGCGCCGCAACCCCAGAGUCGGCCACGACUGGACCUAAUGGUCAGGGGUCCCUUUACCUUUACUUUAAAAUGGAAGUGUUGGUUUUUGUUGUUGUUUUUUAAAAGUAGGUUUUUAAACUGCUUUACGUUUUCAUAGCUCUCCCUGGGACCUUUGAGUGAAGGGUGGAAAAUAAAAUAAAACAAAACAGGCAGUGCGGUGUAGUGGUUAGAGCGCUGGACUAUGACGUUGGAAAGACCAGAGUUCAAAUUUGCACUCAGCCAUGAAACGCACUGGGUGGGACCUCAAGGCUUCUCUCAGCCCAACCUACCUCACAGGAUUGUUGUGGGGAUUAAAUGGGGAGGGGGAGAACCCUGUGGGCCCCCUUGAGUGCCCUAGAGAAAAAGGUGGGGGUAGAAAUGCAAUACAUUCUACUCAAGUUUAGACCCAUUGAGAUGAAUUAACUUACGUUCACCUUGCUGAUUAAUUUCAGUACAACUAGCAGUGAGCACAACUCGCAGAAGCCAGGUGGGCUCAGAGUCGAACGAAAAACCAGCCGAUUGUUCAUGAGAAACGUCCUCAUUCUCUUUUCUCGAACCAACAUGCAAACCGAAACACACUUUUUGGAAUCUGCACUUUUCUCAAUUUUGCAGUGCGGUGCAACUCUCUAACCGGCGUGUGUGUUAUACGGUGGUACCUCGGUUCUCGAACGUAAUCCAUUCCAAGAAAACAUUCGACUUCCGAAAUGUUCGAAAACCGAGGCGCAAAGGGUUGGCUGUGAGUCCAGUUGGAAAAACUGAAAAACACACAGUGGAAGCCGUUCGACUUCCAAGGCGCGUUUGAAAAUGGAAGCAAUGACUUCCGGGUUUUUGGCGUUCGAAAACCGAAAUGUUCAAGUUCUGAGACGCUCGAAAACCGAGGUACCCCUGUCUAUGCAUGCCUCAAUUUGGAGAAGGAGUGCCUCAAAAUACCAUUAACCCCCCCUUGAAAAUUCACCAGAACUUUAGUGCAGAUCCCCCCUUAACAAACGUACAGUAUUUUUCGCUCUAUAGGACGCACCGGACUAUAGGAGGGGGAGAACGGGGGGGAGGGAAUUCUCCCCCUCUCUGCGCAGCGCCCCUUCAGCAAAGCGGCAGGAGAAACAGAGCCCCUUCCAUUUCUCCUCCCGCUUCGCUGAAGGGGCGCUGAGCAGAGAGGGAAAACUGUGCAGCGCCUCUCCAGCGAAGCGAAGCCUGGAGAGCAAGAGGGAUUGAUGUGCACCGACGCCCUCGCUGUCCAGGCUUCAGGCGGCUAUCCGCAAGCCUUCGGAGCGCAGCGGGAACUCCUGCUUGCGGAUAGCUGCCUGAAGCCCCCGGAGAGCAGCUGGAGUUCCCACUGUGCUCCAGGGGCUUCAGACGGCUUCAGUGAACGCGACACGAAGCCUCCGGAGCGCAGGGGGAGCUCUCCCUCUGUGCUUCGGAGGCUUUGCGUUGCUAUUGCUGAAGCCAAGGAGCCUGCAUUCGCCCCAUAGGACGCACACACAUUUCCCCUUCAUUUUUGGAGGGGAAAAAGUGCAUCCUAUAGAGAGAAAAUUUGGUAUGUGUUUUGGGUGCGGUUUUGUCUAAGACGCCCAUUUUUGCAGAGCCGUAAUUUCCCCAUCGCCUGAUGCGAUUGAGGGGGGCCCUGAUCCGCUUUUCCUCCUGCCCCACAGUCAUCCCCGACAAGCUCUCCGUGUUGCCGGCUGCUCCUUCCGCCCCGAAGCCCCCUUUGCGCAGCCGGGGGGCUGUGCCCGCCUCUCCGCUGCAGCUGACGCUUUGGGAAAGCCAGGACCUCCAGCUGACGUGCGCCGUGAGCAGCCAGACCCCACAGCACGUCCACCUCUCCGUCUCCUUCGGCCUGUCUGCCCCCGAUGCCUCCAGGGACGUCCAGCCUCUGCAGGAGGUGAUCGCCGUGCGCAGAGACUUCGCCGUGGAGGCUGGCGAGAGAUUCGCCGAGCGCCACCGGGCGCAAGAGCUGUCGCUGGCCAAGACGGGUGACCGGCGGUACCAGAUGGUCCUGGGUUGGCUGAGGCCCGAAGACGCCGGGAUCUACCACUGUGUCGCCGGGGAGUGGAUCCAGGAUCCUGACGGAAGCUGGCAGCAGAUUGCAGAGAAGCGGGUGGUGCUGGCUCAAGUCACCGUCCGCACUGUAGGUAUGAUAUGAUAUGAUACGAUACAAUACAAUAAUCUUUAUUGUCAUUGUCCCAUACAGAACAACGAAAUUGAAAAAUUCAAAAACCAGCAAGCCUGCUAUCCCAGCUAUCCCAGCCUGGUUAGCCCCCUAAAAACUCUGGUACUCCAUUUUUAAAUACAAUAUACUCCCAUAGAAUGGGAUGCGGGUGGCGCUGUGGGUUAAACCACUGAGCCUAGGACUUGCCGAUCAGAAGGUCGGCGGUUCGAAUCCCCACAACGGGGUGAGCUCCCGUUGCUCUGUCCCUGCUCCUGCCAACCUAGUAGUUUGAAAGCACGUCAAAGUGCAAGUAGAUCAAUAGGUACCGCUCUGGCGGGAAGGUAAACGGCGUUUCCGUGCGCUGCUCUGGUUCGCCAGAAGCGGCUUAGUCAUGCUGGCCACAUGACCCGGAAGCUGUAUGCCGGUUCCUUCGGCCAGUAAAGCGAGAUGAGCGCCGCAACCCCAGAGUCGGUCACGACUGGACCUAACGGUCAGGGGUCCCUUUACCUUUACCCUACUUCCAUAGAGACUCCUUACCCUGUGUUUAAAACCAGGUGAGUUUUCCUCGGGAGGAGGGAUCCACAGAGCAGAGGGAUCCACUGUGGCUCUUGGAGAUGGGAGAGUCUGAGGGUGAAGAUCCGUUUGGCAGUGGAAUGGGCUCCGUCGGAAGGUGGCGGAUUCGCCUUCGCUGGUGGUUUGGAAGCAGAGGUUCGGUGGCCACCUGCCAGGGAUUCCUUUGCUGCGAGUCCUGCAUCCGUUGAAUCGUACAAAUUCAAAGGGACCCCAAAGGUCCUCUAGUCCACCCCCUGCAAUCACUGCUACAGAAUCCCUGACAGGUGGCCAUCCCACCUCUGUUGAAAAACCUCCGGCGAAGGAGAGUUCACCACCUUUUGCUCCACUGCCAAAUGGCUCUUCCUAAAGUUGUCAGAAACUCCUUUCUUGCAAUUUGGAUCCAUUGGUUUGUGUGCCCUGCGGAGCAGGAGAAUACAGUCAUACCUCUAGUUACGUUCGGUUCAGGUUACGUCUUUUCAGGUUGCAUCCCACGGCAACCCAGAAGUACCAGAAAGGGCUACUUCCGGGUUUUGCUGCUCGCACAUGCACAGAUGCACAAAAUGACGUCAUGCGCAUGUGCAGAAGUGGCGAAUCGCGGCACACGCAGACGCGGGUUGCGUUCUGCUCAUGUUGCGAAUGGGGCUCCGGAACGGAUCCCGUUCGCAACCAGAGGUACCACUGUACCAGCUUGUUCCCUCUUCCAUGGGACAGCCUUUCAGAUACAGUGGUCCCUUGGGACUCAAACAACUUGGAACCCAAACACUACAAACCUGGAAGUAAGUAUUCCGGUUUGCAAACUUUUUUCAGAAGCUGAGCGUGCUCCGUUUUGAGUGUUACGCUUCCGAUUUGAGUGUUACGUUGAGGUCUGUCUGGUUUUGCUAUUUACUUUGCAUUUUUGUUUUUGGGACCUUUUUCUUUUGUUUUUGUGACUGUGUGGAACCCAGUUCAGCUAUUGAUUGAUUGUGUGACUGCAGUACAUUGUUUAUUGCUUUCAUUUUAUGGAUCAAGGAUCUUGUUAGAUAGUAAAAUUCAUGUUAAAUUGCUGUUUGGGGGGUUGUUUUUAAAAGUCUGGAACGGAUUAAUCCAUUUUGCAUUACCUUCUAUGGGAAAGCGUGCCUUGGUUUUGGAACGCUUUGGUUUUGGAACAGAUUAAAUUUGAGAACCAAGGUACCACUGUAUUUGAAGAUGGCUCUCAUACCUUUUCUCAGUCUCCUUUUCUCCAGACUAAACAUAUCCAGCUUCCUCAACUGCUCCUCAUAAGGCCUGCCUGCUUGCCCUCCUCUGCGCACCUUCCAGCUUGUCGACAUCCUUCUUAAACUGUGGUACCCAGAACUGGACACAUUAUUCCAGGUGGGGUCUGGCCAAGGCAGAAGAGAGCAGAACUAUGACUUCCCUGGACCUAGAAUUAAUUGCAUUAGCCUUUUUUGCUGCUGCAUCACAUGGUUGACUCCUGUCAAAAUCGUGAUCUGCUGGGACCCUUUGAUCCUUUUCGCACGGGCUGCUCUGACCUUCUCCCCCCUGACUUUCUCUUCCUCUGCUUUCAGCCAGCCAGUUGGCCGCCUCCGCCACCCCCGCCAAAGUCCGCGUCGGCUCUGGAGAAGCCCUGGAACUCCUCUGCAACGCCUCUGGCCUCCAGGGCGCCCCUUUGCCUCACACCGUCUACUCCCUUGGCUGGGAAGUGAGCCAGGGCAGUGAGGGAGAAGGGCGCCUGGUGGCCCGCUUGGACCCGGACGGGGCGCUCGUCCUGGGUGACAACUAUGCCAACCGCGACGUCGGCCGGCGCCAUGUCUCCCUGCAGAAACUGGCCUCCCCUCUGGGCUCCUACCAGCUGCGGAUUGAGUCGGCGCAGCCCAGCGAUGUGGGCUCCUACCGCUGCGUGGUGUGGGCCUUUGUGCGCUCCCCUGGCGACAAGCUGCGCGAAGUGGCCAGUGUCCGGUCCGAGGCCCUGACGGUGGACAUGAAAUCGGAAGGUGCGUAUGGAGUCACUGAACUGGCUUUGGGUCCCCAAAUUUCCCUCUCCUUUGCUGGGAUAAGGACACUUUGCAGCCCUGGAACCGUUAAAGCUGAUUCCGCUCUCAUGUCCUGUUUAGAUUCUCCUUCUCCUUCUCCUUCUCCUUCUCCUUCUCCUUCUCCUUCUCCUUCUCCUUCUCCUUCUCCUUCUCCUUCUCCUCCUCCUCCUCCUUCUCCUCCCCCUCCUCCUUUACAUAUAUUUAUUCAUUUACAGUGGACGCUCGGGUUGCGAACAUGAUCCGUGCGGGAGGCAUGUUCGCAACCCACAUCAUUUGCAACCCCCAGCGCUGCGUCUGCGCACGCGCAGGUCACAAUUUGGCACUUCUGUGCAUGCGCAAAGCGCGAUUUAGCACUUCUGCGCAUGUGCAACUGCCAGUACUUACGGGUUUCGGCACGUCUGAAACCCGAAAACACGCAACCUGAAGCAUCUGUAACCUGAGGUACGACUGUACAUUUAUUUCAUAAAACACACUGCUUUAUUGUAAAAACAAUCCUCAAAUGGCUUAAAUAAGACAAAACAGUGCAAUCAAGGGAAAAUUGCAAUAGUUUAAAACAUGGGGAAAGUUAAAAUAGGCCGGUUAAAAUUCACAUUGGCUUUCCAAGCAUCUGAGCAGAGUUGAAGUAGCUCACUGUGUGUGUGACCUUAGUCCAGUCGCUCCCUCUCAGCCUCACCUGCCUGCCAAGGUUGCUUGAGGAGAAAAAGGAGGAAGAGGAAAUAAACCGUAAAAAAAUAAAAAAAAUCCCCUGUGCAGUUGAAUAGAACAAUAGUUUUUGAAUAUGUAUUUUUAGUUAAUGUAAAAUCAAAAGGGCAAACAGAACCAGGCGGGCGCCCUCUGUGCCAAUUUUUAAAUGCCUGCUGAAAACCUUCCUCUCCCGCCAGGCAGGCGGUUCGGAAAAAACAUCCCUACACAAAGGCCCCUGGAUCCUGCUUCUAAUUUCUUUUUGCUUUUGACUCACUUUAAACUUCCCGUGACUUUACUGUCCAGUUUGGGGUUUUCAUUUUUUUUUUAACAGAAUAAAACUUUAUUUAGAAUUCAACAAUAACAAAGGAAAAAACCACAGUAGCUGCUACAUCAAAUCAAUACAAUUAACCAACAUUUUAUAAAUACUAAGAAAGAAAUUACACAACAUGACUUUUAACUUGCUGAGGUUUUCAUAAUACACUUUUAUCUCUUUCUUAACAUAUCAAAAAUAGAAAGACCAGGAAAGGAAACACAAAAAAGAAAAGAGAAAAAGAAGAAGGGGGGGGGGAGUGAAGGGAGGGGGGGAGAAAAAAGGAAGAAGGAAACAAAGCAAAACAAACAUAUUUGGCUUCCGAUUAGACUCAUUGUAUUAUUAUUUCUACAAUUUCUUCACACACAGUUCCAAGUUAUUGUAUUUCUUUCUUUGUUCUCAUCAGAUAUCAGAAAACAUUAUAUUUGCUGUUUUACAAGGAUCAUUCUAUUUAUGCCAGGAGAGAUUUGUUAUUGUAAUACUUUUCCAAAUACUCUUUAAAGAUUUUCCAUUCUUUCUGUACUUUCUGUUUUGGAUACCCUCUAAUUCUCCCUGUCAUCAUAGCCAUUUGUAGAUAUUCUAGCAUUUGGACGGUUUGGGGUUUUCAUAUUGUAAACCUCCGUGAUACAAUUUUAUAAUACGCUGCUAUAAAAAUAUUUAUUUAUGCAAAUAAAUAAGGACUGGACAAGUUCAUAGAUGAGAGGGAUAUCCAGGGCUCCUGGCCACGAUGGAGGCAGCAGGGCUUCUGAAUGGCCGUUGCUGGAAGCCAUGGGACGCCAGAGAUGCCCUUGCGCUUGGAUCCUGCUUGCGGGUUUCCCAAAUGGGACAUCUGGCUGGCCCCUGUAAGGAGAGGACCCUAGAUGGGCCCCCUUUGGCCUGAGCCAGCAGCCAGGCUCUUCUUCGGUCCCAAUAAUAAUAAUAAUAAUUUACUAUUUACACGGGUGGUGCUGUGGGUUAAACCACUGAGCCCAGGACUUGCCGAUCAGAAGGUCGGCGGUUCGAAUCCCCGCGACGGGGUGAGCUCCCGUUGCUUGGUCCCUGCUCUUGCCAACCUAACAGUUCAAAAGCACGUCAAAGUGCAAGUAGAUCAAUAGGUACCGCUCCGGCGGGAAGGUAAACAGUGUUUCCAUGCGCUGCUCUGGUUCUCCAGAAGUGGCUUAGUCCUGCUGGCCACAUGACCCGGAAGCUGUACGCCGGCUCCCUCGGCCAGUAAAGCGAGAUGAGCGCCGCAACUCCAGAGUCGGUCACGACUGGACCUAAUGGUCAGGGGUCCCUUUACCUUUACUUUUUACGUUUUACCCUGCCACUCUGGGCGGCUUCCAACAAAACACUAUAAUACAAUAACCUAUUAAACAUUAAAAGCUUCCCCAAACAGGGCUGCCUUCAGAUGUCUUCUAAAAGUUUGGUAGUUGUUUUUCUCUUUGACAUCUGAUGGGAGGGCAUUCCACAGGGCGGGCACCACCACCGAGAAGGCCCUCUGCCUGGUUCCCUGUAACUUGUCUUCUUGCAGCCAGAAGGUCCUCAGCGGGCGCUGGACCUCAGUGUCCGGGCAGAACGACCUCAGUUCCUAGGUUCUCUUGGCCAUCACUGGAAGAGGGUGCUGGGACUCAAUGGGUUGGCUCUCCUUACGCUAAGAAAAAUGAUAAUCGAAGCUGCUAGGCAGAAGCGUGUCUCCGAGAUACGUCUCCAGGGUUUGGCGAUGCUGAGGCUGUCCUCUUCUCUGCCCCCCCCCCCGCAGCGGUGGUGCUUGAGGCCACGGCGUGGCUGCCGUCCGCCACCAUCUACCGCGGGGACACGGCCGAGGUGCGCUGCAACGUCUCGGUGGAAGCCACGCAGGACAUCGCCCUGGCCCUCAGCUGGUGGGUGGAGCUGCCCGACGAGGGACCCACCUCUCACGGGGUCCUGCUGGCCUCCGUCAACCGCGAGGGGGUGGCCGACUUGGCCAGCCGGCCCUCGGGGGGCGCUGUCAGCGUGGACAAAGCCGGCCCCACCAGCCACCGCCUGCGCCUCCACGGGGUGCAGCCGUCGGACGAGGGCAAGUACCACUGCGCCGUCACUGCCUGGGUGCGCUACCCGGAUCUCAGCUGGUACAAGGCUGGGUCCGCCAAGUCCAACAUGGUCACUGUCUAUCCGUACACGUUGGGUGAGUAACCCCUUCUUUUUUCGGGAGGGGGGAGUCGGGCAGAAUCCUCCUGUUGGGAGAUUUGGGGCAGAUGAUGCCCUUUUUCACAGAUGAAAAGAAAGGCCUUCUUUGCAGAGCGCGGAGUUAAGCUGUGGAACUCCUUGCCACAGGAGCCAGAGAUGACCAACCUUGGUGCCUUUAAAAUCCGGUUGGACAAAUAUAUGGAGGAGGAGAUGGCUGUCAGUCGCCUGUUAUAGUAAUUCUAAGGUCUUUUCCCCCCCAAUUUUUUUUAUUCAUUUCAUAACACAAAUAAACAAUGCAAACAGAAAAACAAAUAAUACAAACAAAUUCUUGUCUCAUCCUUAUUUUUUCUGAACAUUGUUAGGUGAGCUUCCCCAAGUCCCCCCAUCUGAUUUUCAUUUUACCUCAUUUUUAGCAGUUUCAUAUAUCAUAAUUUUUAACCAUUAUUAUCACAGUUACUUACCAUAAGAAUCUUCACAUUUUAUCACUUACAAAUAAUACUGCUUUAAAAUACACUAUCGUCUAACCCUGCAGCCUAUAUCCACUUCCAAAGCUAUUCUAAGAUUUAAGUGAUUCUAAGGUCUUAAAUAUAGAAUAAAUGUUGAUAAUUGCACGAGGUAAACACACAUACAUAAGCAUAUACAGUGGUACCUCGGGUUAAGUACUUAAUUCGUUCCGGAGGUCCGUGCUUAACCUGAAACUUUUCUUAACCUGAAGCACCACUUUAGCUAAUGGGGCCUCCUGCUGCUGCCGUGCCGCCGGAGCACAUUUUCUGUUCUUAUCCUGAAGCAAAGUUCUUAACCUGAAGCACUAUUUCUGGGUUAGUGGAGUCUGUAACCCGAAGCGUCUGUAACCCGAGGUACCACUGUAACUCACAUGUCUACAAUAGUACAGGAGAGCAAUCCCAAAGCCAUCUUGGCUCUCCUAAAGAUGCUCAAUAUUUCCUUUGCCUCCUCAGUCCCCCUUGCCUGAGAGCAGGGAGGCAGAUAGCAAGCAGGGGAAGUUCCUCUCCUAUAUCUAUGAACCUCCUUGGGAUUCAUUGCCAUUGUUUGUCAAGGUGCUCUCUGCAUUGAGAGAUGUCUGAGGUCUUAUCAAAUGCUAAUGUCUUGUGUAAACUGUGUCUGGAGCUAUGUAAAAUUUGCCAGAUCCUCAGGAAUAUCACACCUUGGCCUGCCUGAGCCACAUUCACCCCGCCUUAUGGGUGAUGGGAUUGCUGGCGGUUUGUAGAGAUGUCCUCCUUCUCCAUGCCAAAACACAAACCCUUAAAAGGGUUCUGUGUCUCUGUUGCAACAGAAAAAUAAAGAUUUGCCUUGCUUUCACGGCAUCCAGCCUCCAUCCAUUCAUCUCUGACCAAUCGUGGACUUAGAGGUGUUAUGGAAAAAUCUAGGUGCGAGGCUGCUCAGUCCCCCAGCUGGUCAGGCAGAGCCCACGGGAAUAAAGGAAGGAGUCCAGCCACCAACCGGAGCAAAUAGCUGUAGACCAAAGUUUAUUGCGCAACAGGUUCAAAGAGGAAUUUUGCAGGUGACGACAAAAGCACAGGGCAGGGCAGCCACCUCUCUCUUUUGACUACAUGUGUCGAAGAAGCAACAUCUGCUUAGCCAAAGAUGCUCUCUUGGCCCCCAGCCAAGAGAGGACAAAGGGACGGUCUCCUUAUGAGAUAGUUUCCAGGUGUAUGUUACUUCUCUAAGCAAAGUCUGCCUUCUGGGAUCUGACUGUGAACAGAAUGAUGUGUGAGUAAACCUUUUUAUACUUUUAUAGAAGACUGUGUCGUGUCUUAUCUUUUAUGAGAGAAUAAGGGGGAAAAACAGAACAGUUAUUAUAGAGGCUUUAGCGAGCCUGAGCAAACGUCUCUGCUGUGAGUUUAAAAGGGGGAAUGUUACUCUGCUAAAUUGUGGAACUUGUUCAUGCAAGUUGGAAAGGUUAUAAUCAAACAAUGUAUCCUCUCCUGCAUCCUCCGGAACACUCCCACAUUUUUUGACAGCUGAAAAUUUCCCUCUGAAUUAUCCAAACGAAAAGGACUCUGGUUUUUUGGGAAAGGUGCUUUUAAACCGAGCCCAUUGCCCUCUUGACCCUCUUCCGUUUCUUCCUCUCCUCUCCCCAGCCAUCGACACCUUGUUCAUCCCUCUCCUGGCCGGUGUCUCCAGUGCCCUCUUCAUGGGCGUCACCGUCCUCGUCACUGUCACCUGCUGCUUCAUGAAGAGGCUCCGGAAGAGGUGAAAGCCAGACGAGAGGAAGGAGGUGAUGCACCUUUGCCAGGUGGGGUGCUGUGUGUGUGUGUGUGUUUGUGUUCCGUGUCUCCCUGUCCUCCUUUGGGUUCGGCCGAACCUCAGCAGUCAGGGAGGACCCUCAGCUCUCUGUUUAAAGGGGGGCCAGAUCUGCUCCUGCCCACCCUCCUUUGCAAAUUUGGUUGCUGAAUAGCCAUCAGGUAUUUUGCUGCAUGUAGGGAAGCGGGUGGCGCUGUGGGUUAAACCACAGAGCCUAGGACUUGCCGAUCAGAAGGUCAGCAGUUCAAAUCCCCGCGACAGGGUGAGCUCCCGUUGCUCGGUCCCUGCUCCUGCCAACCUAGCAGUUCGAAAGCACAUCAAAGUGCAAGUAGAUAAAUAGGUACCGCUCCGGCGGGAAGGUAAACGGCAUUUCCAUGCGCUGCUCUGGUUCGCCAGAAGCGGCUUAGUCCUGCUGGCCACAUGAUCUGGAAGUUGUACGCCUGAUCCCUCGGCCAAUAAAGCGAGAUGAGCGCCACAACCCCAGAGUCAGCCACGACUGGACCUAACGGUCAGGGGUCCCUUUACCUUUACUUUUAUUUUGCUGCAUGCAUUUAUUUAUCUUGCAACCAUCUGCCCCACCUGAUCUACCCCAGGCAGCAGGCAAAUCUGAUAAGGAACAGUAUUCACAGGCAAGUAACUUCCCCCAAAUUAAACCCAACCCACGGAUGCUGCUGCUAUUAAAUUAUUUCGUAAAAACUGUACACUGUAUGAUUGUAAAAAGAAAAGAAAAAACAAAACCCCUCAAGGUGGUUUACGAAAAGGUAAAGGAAGAAAAUCGAGAAAAGAAUCACAACAAUAGUUUAGAACAACCCCAAAAAGGUUAAAAUACUAAAUCCACCUCGCUUGGAUUUAAGGAGCGCGGUUUCAACCAGCCCAGCUUGAAAUGGUGCGAUUUGGAUGUACGUCAGAUGCGAUUGCGCUGGAUCUCCUACCAGUGAGGAGUUCCUUGCAAGGUGACUAAUUUUGCUGCAACAAAAAAACCCAAACGAAACAUGAGUCUUGCAGCCCCUGAAAUCCUUUACAAAUAUAAAUUGUGGCCCACAGUCUGCUGAAUCAGAUGCAUGAAGUGUUUCUCUUCAGUUGUGGGGCUCAAAGUGGACUGUUCCCAGCUAAACAGAUAUGCCCCGUAAUCCGGUGGCUUCACCUCGCCGUUUUCCUUUCAGGUUCAUUUGUCCCAAGACGACCUUUAAGGCCACUUGCGGAUGGGAGAGGGAAGGAGCUCCCUGACCUCUCUUGCACCCAAGUCACCUUCACUGGGAACGGUUUCCCGGGAUCCCCUUCAUUUUGAAAACCAGGUCACGGCAAACAAGUUAUUGUCCACAGGCCAUAAAUCGACUCCCGCUUUUGCAGCAAGCUCUUUUUGCCCCGGUUUCUGCAAUUAAUUCGCCACGGCCUCCGGGGGUAAAAUAUGGAUUCGGAGGUUUGAUGUUGGGGGGGGGUUGUGCCUGUUGACCCACAUCCACUCCCCGUCUCUCCCCUUUUGCAGGAGCUUCCUCUGUCUCCGAUCUUCCGGCUGCCCUCUUUUCCUUGACGUUGUUGUGCCUGGUGAUCCAGUUUCUCUGCAGGCUCCGCGAAGGAAGCCUCUGCUCCUCCUCUUUGACUCUGGAUUGGGCCCCCCUCUGCCACCCCAAACAAGAAGUGCUCCAGGACCUCUUGGGAAGGACAUUUCCCCAUCCUGCCAACGGCCCAAACGUUCUUUCUUGACCCCUCCGUUUUCUCCAGCAGAAAUUGGUGCUGUGCUUGAGUUAGGGGGGAGGAGAGGGAGAAAGGGGGUGACCUUCCUGCCAUUUGAUGGGGGUCUUUCCUGAAGAAGCCUCGCCUUCCUCCUGCCAUCAGCGCAGACCCUGCCUUCUCUUGUUUUCUCUCUGCCUGGGACUGUUCUUCCUUCCUUUUCUCGAUGAGCUGCAUGCUUAUGUCAAGACGGUACAAUGAUCACCUUGGGGGGGCUCUUUGCAGCCAGUUGGGGGCCAGAGAGUGGGCAGAAGGGUCCCUGUUGUGUUCUUCGUUGCAGAAAAGGAAGCCCUCUGAAGAAGGCCCAGCUGCUGCAGCUCCAGAAACCUCUUGGACGGCGGCUGUUAGCUCAAAUAUCAUCCUCAGGACACCUCCCAAAGCAGCCAGUCACUGACAGCGCCCCCCCCCGAAACAUUUUGCUCUCAUCACGUUGGCAGGAACCCAAGCUCUGUGUGUAGGUGGCGUGCAUGUGUGUGUUGUGGAUCUGCAAAGAAGCUCAGGAAAAAGAACCACAGAAUGCACAACUCUGCGAGACAAAACAGGGAGCCAGCGAGGCUGCCGUCAGUCGUCUUCCUCUGUUUUUGUUCCUUGAAAAAGUAUCGGGGUGGAGAAUCUCAGGGUGGCAGACGGAGGAUCUUACUUGUGCCAAAUGAAUCAGUUUAGGGGACCACUAAGGACUCCGGCCUGCAAUAUCUGAUUUUGAACCUCUCCCACUGGUUUCGCGGCUGCUGAAACUCAGAAGGCAGAGGGUUCUUCUUCCCUGGGGGUUUCUCAGCAGAGGUUGGAGGGCCAUCUGUCGGGGAUCCUUGUGCCGCAAGUCCUGACCCUCGGGGGAUCCCUUCCAACUCUCCAAUUCCAUGAAACAACUGAGCCACGUCCCUCUCAUCCCAGAGGCAACUGUGAGACUGAUUUCUCCCCAACGCGAGAGGGAUGAGCAGAGAGAGAAAGAGAAACAGAAGAGGCAGAAGGGAGCGUUAUUUUACGACAGUCCCCAUCGUCUAUUUUUGUAAUUAUCAAAAGUUUCGGAAGAAAAAGAGCCCUGGCCUCUGGGCCCCACCUUCCCUCUUCCUUGUUGGCGGGGGAUGUCUCCCCAAAUCUGCAGUUGAAAGCCUGCUGCAGUGCCCCUUUUCCCGGGGGGUUCUCUGGAUUUCUCUGGAAAAGGUUGGAUCAGGCAGACGGCACUCAUCUCGCCUGCAAAAAACCAUUUUAGCCAAAGGUGUUUGUUCUUCUGUCGGUGGGGUGAGUCUUCCUGGGGGUUCCCCCACUAAGCCUCGAGGUUGCUUGUUCCUGUGAGAAGUAUCCCAUUUUAUCUGCCCCAAAAUGACAUCAUGGCAGUGUUAUUGAAAAAAAUCUGGGGUGAGAGACUACUCAAGAGCCUAGCUCAUCGGGGUGCAAGUUCCCCGUGGGUCUAUGCGCUUAGUAAAAGAAGGAAGUUCCAGCCGAGUAAUUUGGAGCAAAACGGCAGUCAGUAGACCAUGAUCUUUAUUGUUGCACAACAGGUCCCCCCAGGAGUAAGAACCCUGAGCAUGGGGCAACCUUUUAAACCUUCCCUCUUUCCCCCAGAAUACACUUUGAGAGGCAUCACUGAUACAUCAUCACUACAUCACUGGCAUGUCGCAAAUGGGGAGGGGUACACAAGGGUUACACCAGUUCAACAUGAGGUCACUUUAUCAGACCCCUUUACCAACACCUCUUAAGUCCCCAUCACCAGAAGAACAAUAAAACUCUUGACAUCUCCUUGCCCUCAGGACUGGUCUGGAGAUGGGCUUUCAGAACACCUGACUUGCUCAACUGCCUCUGCACAUGUCUCUUGUUGCCCCUUGGUCACCCCCUGGGUGGGGGGCCGUGUCUGUGCUCUCACGCUUGGGGAAUAAAUUCACCUUUCUUUAAGGGUUAAAAUGGUGUGGGAAUGAGGACAGUCGGUUAAAGUAUGGAUUUUCCACGAAUUUAUGAAGCUAGGUAUCUUCCCUGAGCUGUCAAGUCGAAACAGCAGGCAGUUGCGAUGGCCUCAAAACCACCACGUUUCAGAGCAGGUGGUCAAUCUGCUAGCGGACCUCUGGGUGCCUCGCAAGGAUUUCUGACUCCUGGUGGUUUUGCCAGAGCAAAGCAACAAAAGGCUAAGUUUAUACAUCUGAACUGUGGGGGAAGGAGGAGGAGGAGGAAAAUCUGGGGAGGCUGGGAAUGCAGAAGGGCCAUGAGCUGCGUCUGGUUCUGGUACUCGGAAUAAAUCCCUUGGCUCUGAA